Pelecanus crispus (Dalmatian pelican) is the source of this 847-nucleotide messenger RNA. The record is from RefSeq and is a predicted model, not a curated record. NCBI's taxonomy places the organism in Eukaryota, Metazoa, Chordata, Aves, Pelecaniformes, Pelecanidae.
GUGCAUCGACCAGAAAUUCAAGCGGUGCCCGCCUCUGCCCACCACCAGCGUCGUCAUCGUCUUCCAUAACCCGAAAACCCUCUUGGAUUUUGGAGAAAGGAGGCUCCGUGUCUCCCUGAGCCUGCAGCCGGAUCCAAACCUGGACUACCUGAAGGAAGAGCUGGAUCGCUACGUGAAGCAGCUCCAGAUUGUGCGGGUCGUGCGGCAGGAGGAGAGGAAAGGGCUGAUCACGGCACGGCUGCUGGGGGCCAGCGUGGCCAGCGCAGAGGUCCUGACCUUCCUGGAUGCCCACUGCGAGUGUUUCCACGGCUGGCUGGAGCCCCUCCUAUCCCGCAUCGCUGAAGAGCCCACGGCCGUCGUAAGCCCCGACAUCGCCACCAUCGAUCUCAACACCUUUGAGUUCUCCAAGCCUGUCCAGAGCGGCAAACAGCACAGCCGGGGCAACUUUGACUGGAGCCUGACUUUUGGCUGGGAGGCCGUCCCGCCCCAGGAGAAGCAGCGGAGGAAGGAUGAGACCUUCCCCAUCAAGUCCCCGACUUUUGCCGGUGGCCUCUUUGCCAUCUCCAGGUCCUACUUCGAGCGCAUCGGCUCCUACGAUGAUCAGAUGGAGAUCUGGGGGGGCGAGAACGUGGAAAUGUCCUUCAGGGUCUGGCAGUGCGGGGGUCAAGUCGAGAUCAUCCCUUGCUCCGUCGUGGGUCACGUCUUCCGCUCCAAGAGCCCCCACACCUUCCCCAAGGGCACCCAGGUCAUCUCCAGGAACCAGGUCCGCCUGGCUGAGGUCUGGAUGGACGACUACAAGGAGAUCUUCUACAGGAGGAACCAGCAAGCUGCGCAGAUGGCCAGAGAG